GCACUUGCGCAUGCGAAGCGGAGUCUGCUCGAUGUUGAGUAUGUGAACGGGUCCUCUCUGGGAAAGGACGCCGACGAAGAACAAUGCUUCCCCAUUACCGUGCCUAUAGAGCACCAAUGCGCACAUAUCAUCGACUCGUGUCCAGACACUCGGACGUUUCUGUCGAUACCCUACCUGCAAUCAUACUUCUGUGCUGAUGUCUCCUUUCGACCACUGGUCUUCUCCGCAUAUCUCGUCUGGCUCGUCUUCAUAUUCUCCACGCUGGGUAUCAGUGCCGCCGACUUCUUCUGCCCUAACCUCGCUACGCUCGCACAGCUGCUCGGUUUGGACGAAAACAUGGCAGGCGUUACCUUCCUCGCGUUCGGAAACGGAAGCCCGGACGUGUUCGCUACGUUCUCCGCCAUGAAGGCGAACUCGGGCGGCCUCGCGAUCGGCGAGCUCCUCGGUGCUGCGACAUUUGUCGUCUCAUGCGUCGCUGGCUCACUGUGUAUCAUCAAGCCGUUCCGAGUGCUGCCCUACCGCUUCUUCCGCGAUGUCGGGUUCUUCACGGUAGCCGUCGCGAUACUGCUUGUGGUGCUCUGGGAUAGCGAGCUCGAGGCUUGGGAGGCAGCUGCACUCAUCUCCCUGUAUUUACUGUACGUCGUGGUCGUGGUCGGCGGCAGCUUUUGGGAGAAGCGAAUGGAGCGCAGGCGGCGAUAUGAAGAGCUCAUGCGGGACGAGUUCAGGGAGGAAGUAACCGUACCUACCCCGUACCAUGACGACGAGCCGUAUAGAGACGACCCCUUCACUGCUCUUGCACCAUCUUCGACCCUCGAGGUCCCUACACCAUACACGCGCACCCGUGCUGUGUCGCAUCCUGGCCCUCCUCGUUUGGGUCUGGAAACGGAACUCCCGCCCAGACCUCGGACACGUUCUCCCUCUCCACAUAGCAGCCCACACCUGAGUGCGAUGCCAUCUUUCUCCCUGGUUGGCGCCCUCGAGUUCCGCCGCAUCGUCUCGUCGCUUCAGCAGGAAGCGGCGGGCUCCUCCCUCAGCGUGUUUGACACACCAUCUCCCUAUCCGGGCGGCCACUACCACCGACAUGGCGGCUCGCGCUCGCGCUCGCGUUCACAUACUCCUCGCUUAGAAAUUCGGGAUCCGUGGGAUGCCGCCCUCGGUGUGCCCCUGGACGAGCGCUCGCCGCCCCUAAUAGUUGCUCCACCUCCAGAGUCAGCAGAGGAGAUGCCACCUAUACCAACCAUCUCACAUACGCCCGCGUCGCCUGUCGUCUCCGAGACGGACACGGACGUGCAGUCUGAGCAAUUCACUCAGUCCUCGCGGCGGCACUCGAUCAAACGUGUCUUGGGGCACGCUUUCCACCUAAUCUUCCCUACGCUACACGGCUUCCGCGCGAAGCCGUUCUUGGGCAAGGUUGCCGCUAUUCUCGCGGCGCCGGCUGUGAUGGUCCUCACGCUGACGCUGCCUGUGGUGGUGACGGCGUACGACGACGUGGGGCGGGAACGCGAGAAGCACCAUGAGCGGAGCGUUUUGGACAUAAAUGACAGUCGACUCGUGGACUUUGAGGAGGAGGGCGUCGAGCGUGCGCUUAUUGCGGAAGAGGAGGUUGCGGAAGAGAUGCACGAACUGAAGUACAACAAAUGGCUCAUGGCCGUGCAAUGCACGCUUGGGCCGCUGUUCGCCGCUGCCAUCCUGUUUGAUGGGACCAAGCAUGAGCCAUGGCUGCUUCUGGCGACAGGCGUAGCGGGCUUUACCAUUGGCAUCCUCGUGCUCGUCUUCUCAGACAAGGGCUCGCAUCCAACAGCACUGCUCGCUCGUUGUAUCAUGGGGUUCAUGGUUGCCGUAGUCUGGAUCAUGGCUAUAGCCGAUGAAGUAGUGGAAGUGCUGACCACGUUUGGGUUCAUUUUCGGCCUUUCCGAUGCAAUCAUUGGACUAACAAUAUUCGCCGUCGGGAACUCGCUCGCUGACCUCGUGGCAAACAUGAGUGUUGCUGUAUUCGCCCCAAUCAUGGGCUUCUCCGCAUGCUUUGGUGGACCGAUGCUCAACAUCCUGCUCGGUAUUGGCAUCUCCGGAUCCUACAUCAUCCGUCAAACCGCCGAGCCAUACUACCUGCAUUUCUCCACGACUCUCGUCGUCACCGGGUGUGGGCUCCUCGCCCUCCUGCUCGCAACGCUCGUCUUCGUACCACUGAACGGCUUCUUCCUACCGCGCGGCUGGGGCAUCACCCUGAUUGUCGCCUACACGGUGAUCAUGAUCACGAAUGUUGUCGUGGAGAUCAAGAGCAAGAGCUGACUGGGCAUCGGAGCUGCAUGGACAAUGGACUGCUGUUGGAGCUAUCUGUGAUCUGGUGUUGCAUAUCUAUCGUAUCAGAGCUGAUAAUGCGUUGUAUUUAAAUCACAGUGUACUGUACUAUGCAAUCCAAGGCAGUGACAAACUGGGAAAUAAUGACUU
Fomitopsis serialis is the source of this 2448-nucleotide messenger RNA. Its product is annotated as Sodium/calcium exchanger protein-domain-containing protein. The transcript is spliced from 6 exons. The record is from RefSeq and is a predicted model, not a curated record. The coding region runs from base 337 to 2289 and encodes 650 amino acids. Lineage: Eukaryota; Fungi; Basidiomycota; Agaricomycetes; Polyporales; Fomitopsidaceae. Gene Ontology annotation, biological process: transmembrane transport; intracellular calcium ion homeostasis; monoatomic cation transport. Gene Ontology annotation, molecular function: monoatomic cation transmembrane transporter activity. Gene Ontology annotation, cellular component: membrane.